GAAAGGUGUGAUCAACGCAGUUACGCGCGGUGUUGUGUUAAAUUGAAUGACAGUAAGACAUAUUUCAGCCAAGUGUUAACAUUAUUAAACACUGUAAUACAUUUCUAAUCGAAUUCAAAAUGUCCCGGAAUGCUGUGUACUUAAACAUAGGAUCUGAGAACGAGAAGAGCACCAACAAACAAACAAAACGACAUGACGAUUGCUGCCAAACCAUUGUCUUGAUUAUAAUAUCUACAGCGGAUCUUUUUUUGGAUUGGACUUUCUUUAACGAUUUUGACUCAGCAAAAAGUGUCAAACAUAGUUCAAUUGUAUUCUGGAUUUGGAUUUUCUGUUGCGUUGGAACCGUGACGUGUGUCGCUGAAAUUUGUAACCAUAUAAAUCGUUUUAUGGAUAAAGAUGAGCUCUCAGCCUUUUGUGUCUGGUUUGAAGACGUCCCUCAGAUAUGUUUAAGUCUGCUGGCCGCCAUAUACAUCGAGCAACCUGUAGCUGGAGUACAGUGGUUCAAGAUAGCUCUUGUGGUUGGGAACUUGCUGUUUCUGCUCUGUGCACUGUUUGAUGGAUGUUGUGAGAGUGAAACAAGUGAAAGUAGAAAGUGGAUCAAGGCUGGUACUUUCAUCGAACUUGUUAUUGCUGUUAUUUUGGCAGGAGUUGGGUGGAAAAAAUAGCUUUGAAAUCAUUGUCAUUUUAAAGGUUUCACAAAUCUAUGCAUGUACUGUUUUUUUAAUUAUCGCUUUUUAAAAUUUUGUAGUUUCAGUUUAUAAGUUUGCAAUGUAUCAACUGAUUAUUUACGAGAUGAGUUGUUAUUGCUUUCGUAAAAUAAAUUAAACGCUUAAGAUGUUCAGGUAAUUACUUUGUGACCCAAUAUUAAAUAAUGAGUUUUUAACUGUGCAGGCUGCUCAAACACAUGCAUAAAAAGGGUCUCU
Messenger RNA from Physella acuta, 923 nucleotides. RefSeq lists its product as uncharacterized. NCBI's taxonomy places the organism in Eukaryota, Metazoa, Mollusca, Gastropoda, Physidae. The record is from RefSeq and is a predicted model, not a curated record.